AGCCUCGUCCACGCUGCGUGGGGGCCGGCCUUGGCUGCAUCAAGCGGGUUGGCGGACGUUGUGUUUGCUGCAACUGUCUCAGGAAGGAACGCCAGCGUCGAUGGCAUCAAAGAGAUCGCCAGUCCAACCAUGGCCACAAUACCAGUGCGCACAACGGUUGACUAA
Colletotrichum navitas is the source of this 165-nucleotide messenger RNA. RefSeq lists its product as uncharacterized. The transcript has a single exon. Lineage: Eukaryota; Fungi; Ascomycota; Sordariomycetes; Glomerellales; Glomerellaceae. The annotation marks the transcript as partial. The record is from RefSeq and is a predicted model, not a curated record.